UAUAUUUUUCUUAAACAUCGUGCAGUGAAAGAGUAGCAUUAUUCAAACUACUAAAGAGUAUUUUGAUUCUUGGAAUUUUCUUAUGCAACAAUAUGGCUGCCAAUGCGAUAUUCCAAAACAUGUCUUCGUUUUCCUCAUCACCACCUACUUUAGCAACGAAUUCUCAGAAAGUUCCAACAUUCAAAAUCUCACCCAAUUCUCAAAAACCCGCCAUUAUCCCUUCUCUCAAACAAAUUUGCCGGCAAGACAACUUCAAAGAAUCAGUUUUUACCCUCUCUAAUUUAAUUGAGACUUGUGCAUUUGAAAAAGCUUUACUACAAGGUCAACAAAUCCAUGCCCAUGUCCUCAAAUUUGGUUUAUCGGGUGAUGAUUCAGUUUUCUUGAACACCAAGAUUGUUUUCAUGUAUGGGAAGUGUGGGUCUAUUGGUGAUGCCCAGAAGGUGUUUGAUAGAAUGACUGAAAGAACUGUCUUUACUUGGAAUGCUAUGAUUGGUGCUAGUGUUGUAAAUGGGGUGCCUGUUAGAGCAAUUGAGUUGUAUAGGGAAAUGCGUUUCUUGGGUGUUGCGAUAGAUGCUCACACUCUUUCUAGUACAUUGAAGGUAACUAGUCAGCUUGAAAUUUUGUACUGUGGAAGUGAAAUACAUGGCGUCGCGAUAAAACUUGGUCUUAUUUCUAAUGUUUUUGUGGUGAACUCACUGGUGACUAUGUAUACUAAGUGCAAUGAUAUCAGGGCAGCAUCAUUGUUGUUUAAUGGAAUGAGUGAAAAAGAGGACACUGUUUCAUGGAAUUCUAUGAUUUCUGCUUAUACUAUAAAUGGGAUGAAUCGGGAAGCUUUAAAUCUCUUCAUUGAAAUGCUGAAUGCCAGUGUUGAACCUACCACGUAUACGUUUGUUGCUGCGAUUCAAGCAUGUGAGGAGACAAAUUUUGGAAAAUUUGGGAUUGAGAUUCAUGCUGUUGUUCUGAAAUUGGGUUAUUCUUUUGAUACAUAUGUUGUGAAUGCUUUGUUAAUGAUGUACAUUAAAAACAAUAGAUUAGAUGAAGCUGCUAAAAUAUUCUUCCAUAUGCAAGAAAAGGACAACAUUUCUUGGAAUUCCAUGAUAUCAGGUUAUGUGCAGAACGGACUUUAUGAUGAAGCGAUUAAUUUGUUUCAUGAGAUGAAGAAUGCAGGUCAGAAACCUGACCACGUCUCACUUAUGAGUAUGCUUGUCGCAUCUGGAAGACAGGGAAAUUUGUUAAAUGGGACGGAAAUUCAUGCCUUUUCACUGCGAAAUGGUUUGGAUAGUGAUUUGCAGGUUGGCAAUACUCUUGUAGAUAUGUAUGCCAAGUGUGGUAAGUUAGAUUACAUGGACUCUGUCUUUGGUAGGAUGCUGCAUAGAGAUAGUGUCUCUUGGACUACAAUUAUUGCUGCUUAUGCUCAGAAUAAUUUUCCCUGGAAGGCCGUGCAAUUAUUUUACAAGGUACAGGCAGAAGGAAGCCAUGUUGAUGCCCUUAUGAUUGGAAGUGUCCUCCUUGCUUGUACUGAGUUGAGGUGCAACUUACUUGCAAAAGAAAUCCACUGCUAUGUGAUUAAAAGAGGAAUAUAUGAUCCUUUUAUGCAGAAAACUCUUGUGAGCGUUUAUGGAGAUUGUGGGAACGUGGACUAUGCAAAUAGUAUUUUUAGGUUGAGUGAAGUUAAAGAUGUCGUGUCCUUUACAAGCAUGAUGUGCAGUUAUGUUCAAAAUGGACUUGCAAAUGAGGCUCUUGGUCUCAUGCUCUGUAUGAAUGAAAUGCGAAUCGAGGCAGAUUUUGUUGCAGUCCUAAGCAUGCUCACUGCUGCUGCUGAUCUAUCUUCCUUAAGGAAAGGAAAAGAGAUUCAUGGAUUUUUGGUUAGAAAAGGCCUCCUUCUGCAAGAUUCCAUUAGAAGCUCUCUAAUAGAUAUGUAUGCCAGCUGUGGGACUCUGGAGAACUCAUAUAAGGUGUUUAAUUAUUUAAAGAGCAAAGAUCCAGUUUGUUGGACGAGCAUGAUAAAUGCUUGUGGAUUACAUGGUUGUGGUAGGAAAGCAAUUGAUAUAUUCACUAGGAUGGAGAAGGAAAAUAUUCACCCAGAUCACAUAACCUUCUUGGCUGUUCUUCGUGCAUGUAGCCAUGUGGCGCUAAUAGAAGAUGGCAAAAGAAUUUUCAAGAUAAUGCAAAGCAAGUACGCAUUGGAGCCUUGGCCAGAACACUAUGCUUGUUUUGUUGAUUUGCUUGGACGUGCAAAUCACUUGGAAGAGGCAUUCCAAAUUGUAAAAACAAUGAACUUGGAGGAUAUACCUGCCGUCUGGUGUGCUCUCCUUGGUGCUUGUCAGGUAUAUGCCAAUAAAGAGUUAGGAGAAAUUGCUGCGAUGAAGCUUCUUGAACUAGAGCCCAAGAAUCCAGGAAAUUAUGUUCUUGUAUCUAAUGCUUAUGCUGCGACUAAUAGAUGGGACGAUGUGGAAGACGUCAGAGUUACAAUGAAAGGAAAAGGGCUGAAGAAAGAUCCUGCAUGUAGCUGGAUAGAGGUAGGAGAUAAGGUUCAUACAUUUAUUGCUCAAGAUAAGUCGCACCCAGAGUGUGAUAAGAUUUAUGAAAAAUUAGCUUAUCUCACUGAGAAAUUGGAGAAGGAAGCAGGUUAUGUGGCUCAAACCAAAUAUGUUUUGCACAAGGUGGAGGAGAAAGAAAAAGUUAAGUUGCUUAAAGGACACAGUGAAAGACUAGCUAUUGCAUAUAGUUUACUUGCUAGUAAUGAUAGAAACCCCAUUCGAAUCACAAAAAAUCUCCGCGUCUGUAGUGAUUGCCAUACUUUCAGUAAGCUAGCUUCAAAGUACCUAGAGCGAGAAAUUAUAGUUAGAGAUGCCAAAAGAUUUCACCAUUUCAGGGAUGGGAUAUGUUCCUGUGGAGAUUUCUGGUGAAACUAGUAGUUGGUUAUUCUAUUAAGAACUUCAUGAUGAUAACUAACUCUACUGCUUGGUAACACCCACUUAUAAGACGUACUCAACAUCUAUGAGAAGCUUCUGGUGAGGGUGGAGGAUAUUUUUCCAUAUGGUGCGGUAUGGAUAUCAAAGGUGCCAGGGAAGGUGUGCUUCACGUGGUUAGCUACUAGAGGGGUGAUUUUGACGACAGAUAACCUUAGAAAGCGAAAGGCUGUCUACAUGAGCUGGUGUUUCCUAUGUAAGGAAACUGGUGAGGACAUGGAUCAUAUUCUGUUAUAUUGCAAAUUAGCCACAAGGUUAUGGGAGGAUAUGUUUACAUGGUUUGGUGUCACUUAGGUAAUGCCAAUACCCGUGUAGGAGUUGAUGUUCAGUUGGAAGAGUGGAGCUAGGAGAAGAAGGCACAAGGCAUGCAAUGUUACUCCUCUAGCUCUAAUGUGGGUCAUAUUUGGAAAGAGAAAAAUAGGAGAGUUUUUGAAGGGGUGGAGAUGAGCUUUGCUCAAUUGAGGAGUAGUCUCCAAUCCCUUAUUUUCUUUUAGUGCACCCAUGUAGUUCCUGAUUGUAUAGAGGAUUAGGUGUCUUUUGGAGAGAACCAUAUUUUGUAGGUCUCUCCUUUUUUUUUGUAUAUCUCUUGUAUACGGCCAAGUUGGCCUUGUUAUUAUCAAUGAAAAACUUACUUGAAAAAAAGAAGAUAUACUCGGCAUAUUUUUCAAUAAGAGAUGUUAAUUCUUGACAUGCCCUCUUGCAGUGAGCAUAAUAGUUCAGAGAAUUUGGAGGUGGUUGGAUUCUUUGGCAACUCUGAGGAGCUCAUGAGGUCUACAAUAAUCAACACUCCUCUUUCUAAAUAAAGGUGUGUUGUUCAUAUGAAUAUUCCAUGUCAGUCUGUAGGAAGCCAACUUUUUAAUUGCUGAGAAUUCAGAAAUUGGCGAAAUUUUCCAUGGAGAUUUAGAUCAAUUGUCCUGCUUGUGCUUCCAGUUAGAACUUGCUUCAGAUCAACGUACAGCAAAACAUCCUCUUUAUUGCUGCUCUUGGCACUUUAUACAUCCAAAUCAGAGUCAGGUUGAAAAGGUUCAGCGCUUUUGUUAAAGUGCAAUGUCAGCAACCAAUCAUGUAGCUGGAUUUGGUUCCUUCCUUGGCCUAAGGAAGAGGGGUGGCGCAGCCCUUCGUCUACCUUGUGGUUUUAGUGACCAGUUCACUGCUGAUAUUAUAAUGCACCAACAGGGAGUUGGUGAAGCUGUCUAGUGCUCUGUGCUCGCAAUGGUAUCAUACACUAUUUGAGAGAAAUAAAGAACUUCUUGGAGAAGACUUUUUUUGUUUUGUUUUGUGUCCGGUGCUUGCAUUGGAUCCCGACUAAGGGCCUGUGAUAUAUUUUCUAGUUGGGAAAUUGUUUUUGUCUCAUAUCUGCACUGCCUCUCUUCUUGCAUUUUCCUUUUAUGAUGCAUUUGCAUGUGUUCCUGCAUAUGUAAGAUGAAAAAUAAGAGAUUUUGUAUAUGCAGCCACCUGAGAGGGAUGUCAUAGUGAAAUUUGUAA
This is a messenger RNA of Solanum tuberosum (potato), 4457 nucleotides long. Its product is annotated as pentatricopeptide repeat-containing protein At3g63370, chloroplastic. Gene Ontology annotation, biological process: RNA modification. Gene Ontology annotation, molecular function: protein binding; zinc ion binding; RNA binding. Bases 93 to 2909 code for a protein of 938 amino acids. The record is from RefSeq and is a predicted model, not a curated record. The transcript is spliced from 2 exons. NCBI's taxonomy places the organism in Eukaryota, Viridiplantae, Streptophyta, Magnoliopsida, Solanales, Solanaceae.